GCGAGAAAAAGAAGAAGGAAGUGAAAAAUCAACCAACACGAAACGAUUCGCGAUUCGCCUUUCGUCGUCUUUCGAAGAAAAACAUUUUCCUCGCAGCUGUGGUUCGCUUCGGUCGGUUAACGUGAAUCAUCAUCGCGAAGAAACGUCGGUCAGCUCAGCCGCCAAGUGGUGCACAAGAUGUAAUCCGCGCCGCGAGUGUUCCAAUAAAAUUAUUGGUACCACUACCUGGACGAAAGUCGUAGUCGUCUUUUUUAUUCGUCGCCAUCGUCUCAGUGGGAGGAAUUCCGUCUAUUUUCCUUCGCUAAUGAACUCGCGGAGUCUUGAGCCAGAUUCCAAUCGCGUGAAUGUGGGGUGUGUAAAAACUCAGCCGACUCAGGUUACAGUUUCCGGACGGAAUCCGGAGUGUUGUGGAUCCCGUCCUGACCAGAUUCCUGCGUAACAACGGAUUAGUUGCAAGGUGUGGUGAAAAACACUCGAUGUGGGCCGAUGGAUUGGUGGAUGAUAGGUAGAGGUGCCAAGCAAAGCAGUGCGAAAAAAGCGCAGAGUCCAAGUGUCAGUGAUUACGAUGGGAAAUGUGUAAAUUUGAUUCGAUGGAUCCCACAAGCAAUAAGUUGAACGUAGAAGUUACAUAGCUCGGCAGCAGCAGCAGCAGCAGUACCAGGCCAAGUGGGUGCCCCAGGGGUGCCUUAAUACGAAACGUGGGUGACGAACACCAUACGGUUACAACAAGUAAGAAAGUGUCACGUUGUGGUCAACGAGAGAUAUAAAAAAGUGGGACCACCCACACCAGAAGAUUUGCGAAAAGUGGUGGUAGUGUAGAAGAAAAAAAAUCCGUGAAGAAGAAGAUAACAACGAAACGAAAAGUAGUGCAGAAACCUGAAGAAAAUGAGCUGGCUUCGGUCCAGCCCGCUGCGGCAAAGUUUCAGCAAAGCCGGUGGAGGCAGCGGAAGUGGCGCCAGCAGUCGCGGAGGCAACUCCACUAACGGAACCGUCCGGGCGUUUGAUGCGUCUGAGUGCGAUCCGAAGGCGUGCUACGAUAGUUUCUGUAUCCACUGGCAGCAGGCGUUCGAGAUCAUCCAGCGGUCGGAGAACAAUCGUGGCCAAUCGCAUGAUGACGUCCUCGGAGUGGUCACCCAUCUGGAUCACAUGGUCACACUGUUGCUGGUGGAGUUACAUCACUGCAAUAAGGUAGGCCUGCCAGGAGCUCCCGCACCUCCCGCACCCUGCCUGGAACACUUGCUAAGCGAGAACCUACUCGACAAGCUCUACGAAUGGGGCGUCAAAACAGGAAGGUAUGCCAAUGCCGUCCGGUUGGAGCAGCUCAAGCUGUACGAACAGCUAGUCAGUCACAGUCGACAUCAACUGCUGGUGCAUGAACCGUUCCUGCGGCCUCUGCUCAAAAUAUUGGCAUCCAGUCAGAAUGAAAUCUAUCCACCGGAUGUGGAGAAACGACUAGUGAUACUGCUCAACCAGCUCUGCGUGGUGCUGAUGCAGAACGUGCACCUGUUGGAUCUGUUCUUCUUCUCGACAGCCCAGCAGAACGGAAGUGGAGGGCAUGCAAACUUUAUAAUCUUCUCCCUGCUAAUACCGUACGUUCACCGGGAGGGCUCGUUGGGUCACCAGGCUCGCGAUGCGCUACUGCUGUGCAUGGCCCUGUCCCAGAAGAACUCCAACGUGGGAACGUACAUUGCAACAUACUCAUCGAUCUGCCCGGUGUUGGUCACCGGGCUGGGUGGAUUGUACUCGCGCUUGCCAAACCAAAUCGACAUCAAAACCAUCGAUUGGUACCGGAUAACGACGGAUGACGUGACCGAGCUGCAGGAGCUGACACUGUUUAUGAACUCGUUGGAGUUCUGCAACGCUGUGGUCCAGGUGGCACACAGCAUGAUUCGGCAGCAGUUGCUGGACUUUUUGUACCAAGGGUUUUUGGUACCGGUGUUGGGUCCGGCCGUUCUCCAGACAUUUAAAGGUCGAGGUCAUUUGCAGACAAACGUCGAGUCGCAGAUUUCGGCGAUGGCCUAUCUGGACCUGAUCGUACGCUCGGUAACCGAACCGGGCCUGAUUCAGAUCGUGGUCAAGUUUCUACUGGACGAGGAGAAGUUCGACGGCCAGCGGAUAUUGGACGUCCUGGUGGAGCGGCUCAACAGCAACGACACAAGGCUUUGCAUGGUAUCCUUAUCACUAUUCGACACACUUCUGAGUCUCAACUGCGAGGACAUCAUGCUGGAACUGGCCCUGAAGUACCUGCUCAACUGUCAACAUGUGCCUAUCUCGCAUCGGUUCAAGGUGAACCGGGUAGAUCCAUACAGCAACGCAGUCGAGUACUUUCUGAACACAUCUCCGGACAUCAUGAAAAAAGUGAACAACGUGUUGAACAUCAACAACAACAAUAAUAACACCAGCCAAGCGUCGAUGCUAGGGAGUGGCCCCUCAUCUAUGCCCCAGGGCGGACGAAAUGUUAGCAAAACGAUCGGUGCCAACUGGAACCAUUACGGGAUCAAUACCGGAGAAACGCUUAUGGCUAACUACCAAGCGUACCUGUUGGAGGCCCGCAACCGGAUAGUUCAAUGCAAACAUGCCUGUGAUCAGUGGAACAAUGUGUAUCGUUACCAAAAAUUGAGCAAACUGGUAAACAAUAGUAGUAGUUUAAGUCAUAGCGGUAAUGGAACGGCUGGGAGCGAAGACGUCCGAAUUUACAAAGUACAAAUGAUCAAAAAUUUCCUGGCGGAAUUUACCACCGCUCCGGACAGUGCGGUCGACAUGGCGGGAGAUGGUGACCGAUCGAGUCAGUGCCAGUCUCCGGCGGGGAUGUUCGGUACCGGGCAUCAUGCGUCCCAUCUGAUGGUGACAACGUCGAAGCAGCUGGACAGUUUGCAAUCGCUGGGCGAUAGCAGCGGGUACGAAAGUUUGAACAUUACCAAUUUGGGGACGGGCAGUGAAGAUGGUCGGCGACACGAAGCGUGGAAAGUUUCCAGCGUGAAGGAAGAAACCAUUGUGGAUUUGGAUCUGUCGGAAGAUCUGUUCGCCCAGGGGACCGUAAGUUUAGGUCCCUUCCUAACGGCCAUAUGGGGCAAAUUGCAAACGUUUACGAGCAAUUGCUUGUACGUUAACCUUCACCUGACCGGGCUGAUAAGCCAUCUGGCGUGGUUUCCUCUGCCGUUGCUGCACUCGAUUCUGCUGCGACCCGACAUACCGACCACAUCCGAUACGCCGUCGUUUCAUCAGGUCCUGAAAAUUCUCAAACAACAAAUCGACGCCGAGCUGCCCGACUGCGACGAGUCGCUAGAAAUCGUGGACGUUGCCCGCUCCUUUCUCGUCGACCGAGAAUUCCGACUCAUCAAUAUGCGCAAGAAUGCCAUCGAAUCGAACCCACACAGUGGCAAACUGUUGCUCCCGAAUGGUGCAACCGGAGCAUCCGGACCCGUAUCGAUGACCUCCAACCUCUCGCAGACGACACCGAUGCAGCUCACUCCGAGCUCCUCGUACGAUCCGUUCAAACGGAACGACACCAAACGGAAAAGCAUUUCCAAUUCGUUUUCCAGUAUUUUCCGACGACCAGGAUCCUCCGCUUCAUCUGGUCUAGCACAAGUAUUUCAAUUUUUUACCGGAGGCGGCUCCAGCAGCAACAGCUCGUCGAUCAGCCAUCAAUCUUCCUCGACGCCAUCGCCAGCCGGAUCCCAGCAGUAUCUUUCGUCCAACAGCUCCGGGGUAAGUAGCUUCAUGGGAAGCAGUCGGCGGGAAUCGCGUGAGGCGGAAACCCAAUUCGUGGAUCAUCCGUCAAUUGGGGGACCACCGAGCAGUAUGGGUCCCACUAGUCUAACGUCGACCGGGAGUCCCCACAACAGCCUCGAGUACUCGCUGGUCAAUAUCAACGGUGCCAUCGUCGGAGGGAUUGGAAGCGAAAGGCAGCGGGAUCUGGCCGUCAGUGCCGUUGUGUUGGACGAGUGGUUGAAGGAACUUGCGGCCAUCACUCAGGAGCAGUGCAUUAUAAUGAUAUCGGACCAGGUGUCAUCCCAAAAGCCGGGGAAACCCAGCUGAGACCGACUCGACCGAGGUGGCUUCUUUCGAAGAAGGCAUGUUAAGUUUAGUUGAUAAGAAUGCUUUAUUUAAAUUUUAGUAAGCUAUAACGUCUAUCGUCUACGUUUGUUUUAAAUUUUUACAGUACGACAUUGUUUUAUACUGAACCUACGAUUUUUGCAAAAUUGAAGCGAAUAUCGUAGACUAUCUUUUCAUAUACAUCACUUUUGUUCAUUUCUAAAAUGACUAAAAUUUUAUUCCUUAUUUAAUGUAGGUAUUUUAAAUUUUCUCUCCUUUUUCAAAAGCCUUCGAAAGACCUAUCGAUGCACAUUAUGCAUGUGUGAAUUAUAAUAUCGACCUUAGUAAGCAGGUGGAAAUAGUAGCAAUUAAAAAUUCAGUAAAUUUGUACUGCGAAUCACAGUAUAUGAAAUACGGACAUCUUAGUUGUUAAACUUCUGAUUUCUGAAUUCAAGUGCUAGUGUUAAAAGCGUUUUUCUUCGUCCAAUUGUAACAUAUUUUUCCUACAGACAGAUUUUACGUAUGCAAUAUUGCAAAGCGUAUGUCUAUAUAAACUCCUUAGUUUAGAUCAUUUUGCGCGGAUUUCUCACUCUCUUGAACAGAAGCAAACCCUUACAACGAUUGUACAGCGACAUUGAUCAAUUCUACUAGUAACAAAUUAUUCAAUAAUUACCCAUAGCUAUACAAACAGUCGAGCAAAGCCAAAAAUAGCUUCGAAACGUCCGCAGAACAAACUAACUAAAUGAUAUUGUUCGGAUUUGUAAGUAUUUACUUUCACUUUAUAGGUGAGGGAGUACUAAAUUGAUAUGCGGGUGUUUUGGUGUUGUUUGAAGAUUGAAUUAAAAAAAAAAACAAUCGAUAUUAUGCCAAACGGCCAAAGCUAUUCUAACGGAGCAGGAGUACUCCCUUCGUAACGAGGUCCACAUAAGAUGAGAAUGCAAUAAACAGUACACACUAAACUAAUCACGCCUAGAAAAUGAAUAAAGUGUUUGUAAUUAUAACGAAACGAAAAAUUUUUCCGAGAAAAUUCGUCACCGUGAACAAGUAGGAUAUUUUGUAUGAGAAAAUAUACAUUAGCUGAUUGAUAUUUGAGCGAGAGACACUGAA
Molecule: messenger RNA, 5142 nt
Organism: Aedes aegypti (yellow fever mosquito)
Lineage: Eukaryota; Metazoa; Arthropoda; Insecta; Diptera; Culicidae
Product: UPF0518 protein AAEL005291
Exons: 11
Coding region: 886-4038 (1050 amino acids)
Source: RefSeq, a predicted model, not a curated record